Molecule: messenger RNA, 1509 nt
Organism: Miscanthus lutarioriparius
Lineage: Eukaryota; Viridiplantae; Streptophyta; Magnoliopsida; Poales; Poaceae
Source: the annotation of a GenBank genome assembly
AUGCCCGCCGGCACAUGGCCGGCCGCAGCCGCAGCCACCUCCGCCCCGGUGUCCGCCGCGGUGCGCGCGGCCUUGCGAAAGCUCGGCGGUCUCCUCCCCCGCGCGCACCGCCCGCACUCCACCACGGCGGCCCCAGACGCCGCCGCCGUCGCACCGACGUCGUCGCACACCCUCCACGACUACAACCGCCUCCUGGCGGCGCUCGCGCGGGACGGCGACGGCGACGCGGCGCUCCGCGUGCUCCGCCACAUACGCCUCUCAUCGCCCGCGUGCGCGCCCACCGCCGCCUCCUACACCUCGGCCAUGUCGGCGCUCGCCAAGGCCGGCCGCCCCGCCGACGCCGCGUCCCUCUUCGACGACAUGCUCGCCAACGGCGUCGCCCCCGACCGCGCCGCCUUCUCCCUCCUCCUCCACGUCUACUCCUCCCACCUCCACCUUCCCGCCGCCGCGCACUCCGUUCUCCUCUGGAUGACCGGACUCGGCCUCCCGCCGACCCCCAUCGACUACACCGAUCUCAUAUUCUCCUUCUGCCGCGCCGGCCGCCUCGACAACGCCCUCCAGCUGCUCGACGAAAUGCGCGCCUUCAAUCACCCACUGACACCACAUACAUUCGCGCCGAUCCUCAAGGCAGUCUUCGAUAAUGCCGACAUCCAGGCAGCUGACGAACUCAUAAGCUCCAUGCGUUCCUCUGGUUGCCUCCCUGAUGUCGUCAUCUACAAUAUAUACAUCGAGGGGUUGUGUAAGAUUGGGGGUUUUGACGUUGUCGAGAGGGUUAUUUAUGAGAGUGACCGGAGUGGGUGGGAACCAGAUGCAGUGACAUACAGCACCUACAUUGUUGGGCUUUGCCGCUCUGGAUACAUUGAGGAAGCAUUUCGGCAGCUGGAAAGGCCCCGUUCGCUUCGCUGAAAAAACAAGCAAAACACUGUUCCGGCUGAUUUGUUGCGAGAGAAAAACACUGUUCCGGCUGAAAAAAUAAGCUAAAAAGUACGGAUUAUAAGAGAAUUAGACCACGUUGCCCAGAAUCUUGAUAUGUGGGUAGGCAAGGAGGUCCUGGAGCGGUGCCAAGAGCUGGGCUUUGUGGUCGAUGUCGUGACAUACAACACAGUCAUGGAUCAUUUCUGCAAGAAAGGGAAGUGGCUGCAUGUCCUAAAGUUGUUCACGGAUCUGCUCAAGAAACCAAUAACACCCAAUGUGCAGACAUACAACAUUUUGAUUUCAUGCCUAUGCCGAGCUGGCAAGUUUCAGUGUGCCAAAUAUGUGUUCAGCAGCAAGGGGUUCGUGCCAGACACUGUGACUUGUAACAUUCUGUUCCAUGAGUUCUAUGAGGACGGAAAGGAAGGUGAGCUUGGUUUUUUGUUCGCUGAUGUGAAUGCUGGGAAGAUUGCCCCAGAUACCAUCGCAUACAAUACACUGGUUGAUUGUCUCUUUAGGUCUGGGAGGAGGUCGCAGGCUGCCAAUUUUGUUAGGCAUAUCAAUGGUGGCUACCCUGCGGAGCCCGUUGCCAUUUGA